UUUCAGACCUCUAACCCAUGACAAGUGAAAAAACAACAAAUCAAAACUACGGUGUGGAAAUGUAUGGAUUUCCAGAUUUCGUAAAUUUACAGCAUGUACCAACCAAGAAAGCUCACUACGAUGCUUGGAGCAGUACUACCGGUAGCAGCAGUGGCUGUAGCAGUAGCUGUAGUCCAGAUCAUCUCGAAGAACUUCAUGUGGAUAUUCCUAACUCAUCAACAGCAUCGGUCGCUUCAACAAGCACACCUUCACAUUCAUCGCCUGAAAAUGUUGCAAAUGCUCGUGGUCCAGUACCGACAUUUACGGAUUUGAAGCCUAUAUCACCAAAAGACAGUACUUCUACCUUAUCCAAUGCCCUGGCACAAGCAUCUGAAGUUCUGGCAAAUACUGGACCUGGAACAGAAAUGCCUACCACUUUUGUCUCAACUCCACCUCAACCUUACCAACCGGUGACUGCCCCAACCGGGGAUACUGUAGUGAUCCCACUUGCACCAAAGCCAAUCUAUCCGAAUGUUCCGGCAGCUGCGCAAAGUAGCAGCCAUCCAAGAAUCACGAAUGAUGCGCGAUUUUCGAGCUACGCCGAGUUCGAUGAAGCCUUUGAGGCGUGGAAACGUGAACGCCUUCACCCGUUCCGCGUCGCGUCGUCAGAAACUCUUCGCGAACCUGACGGCACCAUUAAUCACCGUUUCAAGUACCGCUACGUCGUCUUUCACUGUGCACACUAUGGCGAGCCCAGGAUGCGAGGAAUCGGGAAACGUCCUAAUCAACACUACCUUCCUUCCGGAUGUCGCGCUAUGCUUCGACUAAAUUACAGCUUUAGUGAGCAGCUACUGAAAAUCACUACUCUACACGAUGAACAUUACAACCAUGAAGUUUCUGCUGAAAUGUUCAAAAAAGUCUCCGCUAAACUGAAGAGAUCGUCUUGUGGAGCACCAUCUCCUGCACAUAAGCGAUCAAGAAUGGAUUCGCCGUCAGCUUCAUCUUCAGCUUCAACGCAAUCAACUGCUCCAUCGCCAAUGGCUAACUCACCAAUUACUACCAGCAUCACAACUUCUGGAGCUAAUGCGUUGGCUGCUCAGAUGUCUUUGACACAACCGAACGCCAUGGCUAAUGUAGCGAUCGCUUUGCAGCAGCAGCAGAUAAUGGCAUCCUUGCUGUGUCAACAAAAAGAGAAUAUAAAUCUGGCGGCUGGAUUUUCUAUGGGAAUGCCGAGGCCACAGCCGUCCAUGCUGAAUAUUUUGAGCAUGAUGGGUUUGCAGCAGCGUAUGUUACUACAGCAACAACCUGCUUACGGUCUUGUAGCUCCGUUGACACAGCAAAUUGGGACCCCUCCACAAGCGCAGUCAGUUGCGAGAUCAGAUGAGAAGCCGAAUAUUAGUGAAUCUAGCGGACAGAGCACAAUCAACAGUAUGCCGGCACCAGUAGCACUUAAACCGGUCACGACCUCAUCUGCCAACGCUGAAGUCUCUCCCGGCAGUUCACCACCUCAUCUCGUAGCCGAAGCACCAGUAGCAGCUGUAGAACCACCAGCUAGCGCUUCAGCAUCACCUGCUUCCACCUCGACGUUGUCGUUCGAAGAAUCGUUGGCUCGUUUUCGCACCAGCGCUCAAGACUCAGAAAUUAUGUCUCGUAUCGCUCAGUUGAACUCACUUUCAUCGUUCUGGGGUACCCCUACUAUGCCUGAGUUUAGGUGAUUGUCUAGUGUUGACCCCUUUCAAUCUAACAAAUAAUUCUUACGUGUAAGCCUGUACAUCCUUAUCAUAACUAUUAUUUCUAUUGAUCGACUUAUUAUUGAACUAUCACUUAUGGACCUCUUUUUAUCCACAAAUCUCAUCGAACACUCUUUUCUUAUUACUAAAAUGUUCACAUUCUUGUGUGUAUCAUAUCUAAGCUUUGUUGCUGAAACACGGAUUUUACUUGUACGGUUUCAUGAUAUUAUAUCUCAUCCUUGCUCCUUUUAGACGGGCAUGUACCGAAUAAUUUCCAGCUCAAUCAGUUUUUACAGUUUUCACUUUCAUGCAUAGGAUACGGGAAACGUUGUUUGUACGGCAAUGUAUUAAUAAACCUUGAUCUGC
This is a messenger RNA of Cylicocyclus nassatus, 2075 nucleotides long. NCBI's taxonomy places the organism in Eukaryota, Metazoa, Nematoda, Chromadorea, Rhabditida, Strongylidae. The record is from the annotation of a GenBank genome assembly.